Messenger RNA from Alosa alosa (allis shad), 5145 nucleotides. It is a transcript of the gene grm6a, whose product is annotated as glutamate receptor, metabotropic 6a. Gene Ontology annotation, cellular component: membrane. Gene Ontology annotation, biological process: regulation of synaptic transmission, glutamatergic; G protein-coupled glutamate receptor signaling pathway. Gene Ontology annotation, molecular function: adenylate cyclase inhibiting G protein-coupled glutamate receptor activity. The coding region runs from base 499 to 3243 and encodes 914 amino acids. The record is from RefSeq and is a predicted model, not a curated record. The transcript has 12 exons. NCBI's taxonomy places the organism in Eukaryota, Metazoa, Chordata, Actinopteri, Clupeiformes, Clupeidae.
GGGAGAGAGAGAGAAAGGGAGAGAGAGAGCAAGGGAGAGAGAGAGUGACUGACUGACUGAGAGAGGACGAAAGAGGGAGAGAGAUGGAGAGGCGGGGGAAACCACGCUUUUAAGAGAUUUGAUAGUAAUUUGAAGCGUCAUAAUUAUGAGGAAAUGUGCAAGCCUCGAAAGGAAGAAUUUCUAGAAAUGUUGCGUUUCUAAAUUGAAUUCAGAAUUCUGAAAAGUGUCCAUGAGAAGAAAUAAUGCCGGACGUGUUUCAUUCCGGAGAGGAACCAUAGAAAUGGAAUUUGACGUAGCUGGCAUUGGACAAUGUUUCACAUGUUAGAGACGGGCAGAAAGUUCUAUAUGGAGUAUUUACAUAUGUACGAAGUGAGUCUCUGAAGUUCUGAUUGGCACUUCUGAACACCUCGGUCUACGCGCGUUUCACGUCAGGAUGGAAAUGUCAGGUGCUUCAGGCAGAGGGUGAGCAAUUUGGGUCCCUUCAGUCGUAGUAGCAGUAUGACACCGAGUCCACCUACGUCCCCACUCCUCCGCUAUGGCACGGUCUGGGCAUCUGGGUUCAGGUUGAGAGGCUCCGGCCUGAUGCCAUGGUGGUGGCGGCCCAUCCUGUGGCUCCUCUGGGUAGCUCUGGCGGGCCCCAGGGACAUGGUGCGGGCGCACCAGCCCACGCACCCGCGCUCCAUCAAGAUCGAGGGCGACAUCACGCUGGGCGGCCUCUUCCCGGUGCAUUCCAAGGGGCCUGCGGGCGCGUCGUGCGGCGAGAUCAAGAAGGAGAAGGGCAUCCACCGCAUGGAGGCCAUGCUCUACGCCUUGGACCAGAUCAACAGCGACCCGGAGCUGCUGCCCAACAUCACACUGGGCGCGCGCAUCCUGGACACGUGCUCACGCGACACCUACGCGCUCGAGCAGUCGCUCACCUUCGUUCAGGCGCUCAUCCAGAAGGACACGUCGGACAUACGCUGCUCCAACGGUGAGCCGCCAAUCAUACGCAAACCGGAGCGCGUGGUGGGCGUGAUCGGGGCCUCGGCCAGCUCCGUCUCUAUCAUGGUGGCCAACGUGCUACGCCUCUUUGAGAUUCCUCAGAUUAGCUAUGCAUCCACCUCCCCGGAGCUGAGUGACCACAACCGUUAUGACUUCUUCUCCCGCGUGGUGCCACCGGACUCUUACCAAGCCCAGGCCAUGGUUGAUAUCGUCAAGGCCAUGGGGUGGAAUUAUGUGUCAACAGUGGCGUCGGAGGGCAACUACGGAGAGAGCGGAGUUGAUGCAUUCAUCCAGAUCUCGCGGGAGGCAGGGGGUCUGUGCAUCGCCCAGUCGAUAAAGAUCCCGAGAGAUCCGAAACCAGGAGAAUAUGACAAGGCCAUAAAGAGGCUAAUGGAGACCUCCAAUGCACGUGGAGUCAUUAUAUUCGCCAGCGAGGACGACAUCAAACGGGUCCUGGAUGCAGCAAAGAAGGCAAACCUCACGGGUCACUUCCUGUUUGUGGGCUCUGACAGCUGGGGAGCAAAAAUCUCACCAAUCCUGGACCAGGAGGACAUGGCAGAAGGAGCUGUCACCAUCCUCCCCAAAAGAGCCUCCAUUGAUGGUUUUGACCAGUACUUUACCACCAGAUCUCUGGAGAACAACCGCAGGAACAUCUGGUUUGCAGAGUUCUGGGAAGAUGAUUUCAGAUGUAAACUGACACGGCCAGGCAUAAAGAUCGAUAGUGAAAAGAAAAAAUGUACAGGUAAUGAGAGGAUAGGCCGUGACUCCCCUUACGAGCAGGAAGGGAAAGUGCAGUUUGUGAUUGACGCGGUCUACGCCAUGGCCCACGCUCUGCACAACAUGCACCUGGACCUCUGCCCAGGCUCCACGGGGGUCUGUGACAAGAUGGACCCAGUGGAGGGACGCUUGUUGCUUAAAUACAUACGCUCGGUGAACUUCAAUGGUAGUGCAGGCACUGGGGUCUUGUUUAAUGAAAAUGGAGAUGCACCAGGACGUUAUGACAUCUUUCAGUACCAGAUGACCAAUAUCACCAGCCCUGGGUAUAAAGCCAUCGGCCAGUGGACCAAUCACCUGCGACUCAAUCUGGAGGAGAUGCAGUGGUCAGGGGGCAUCCGUACGGUGCCCGACUCCGUCUGCAGCUUCCCCUGCAACCCGGGCGAGCGCAAGAAGAUGGUGAAAGGCGUCCCGUGCUGCUGGCACUGUGAGCUGUGCGACGGCUACCUCUACCAGUUGGACGAGUUCAACUGCGAGGCGUGCCCAUUCAACAUGCGCCCCACGACCAACCGCACCGGGUGCCGGCCCACGCCGAUUAUUAAGCUGGAGUGGCACUCGCCGUGGGCCAUCAUCCCCGUCUUUAUCGCCAUCCUGGGCAUCAUCGCCACCUCCUUUGUGGUGGUCACCUUUGUGCGCUUCAACGACACGCCCAUUGUGCGGGCGGCGGGCCGCGAGCUCAGCUACGUGCUGCUGACGGGCAUCUUCCUCAUCUACCUCAUCACCUUCCUGAUGAUCGCCGAGCCGGACGUGGGGGUGUGUGCUUUUCGGCGCCUCCUGCUGGGCCUGGGCAUGUGCAUCACCUAUUCGGCCAUGCUCACCAAGACCAACCGCAUCUACCGCAUCUUCGAGCAGGGCAAGAAGUCCGUCACACCGCCCAAGUUCAUCAGCCCCACCUCACAGCUGGUCAUCACCUUUAUCCUCAUCUCCGUGCAGGUGAUAGGUGUGUUUGUGUGGUUCGGCGUGGUGCCGCCGCACACCAUUGUGGACUACGAGGAGCAGCGGCCACCCAAUCCCGAGCUGGCUCGUGGCAUCCUCAAGUGCGACAUGUCCGACCUGUCGCUCAUCUGCUGCCUGAGCUACAGUAUCAUCCUGAUGGUGACCUGCACUGUCUAUGCCGUCAAGAGCCGCGGCGUGCCCGAGACCUUCAACGAGGCCAAGCCCAUCGGUUUCACCAUGUACACCACCUGCAUAGUCUGGCUGGCGUUCGUCCCCAUCUUCUUUGGCACAGCACAAUCCACUGAGAAGAUGUACAUCCAGACGACCACUCUGACUGUGUCCAUGAGCCUGAGUGCCUCGGUGUCGCUGGGGAUGCUCUACGUGCCCAAGGUGUACGUCAUCAUCUUCCACCCGGAGCAGAACGUCCAGAAGCGGAAGCGCAGCUUCAAGUCGGUGGUGCAGGCGGCCACCAUGUCCACACGCCUUUCCCAGAAGUCCAUCAACGAGAAGCAAAACGGGGAGACCAAAAUUGAGCCCGACAGGACACAGUAACCCAAGACGGAUUAUGUACUAUCAUAGACUUGACGACAAAUGGACUUUGAGGAGGAGAAGAUUGCUGCUGUAUACAGUAUUAAUAGCAUAGAUAGAAUACCCAGAUCUUCUGGUGACAGUCAGUGCUGCCUGAUGUGUGGCUCAUUAAAAUAACUAUUGUGUGCUAGAUUUGGAGGAAACAGAUGGAGUAGCACAAAAAACUUUUUUCUUGGUGAAACUUGAAACGCCUCAGAGCACAUGUUUGUAAAGACACCAUCAAAGGACUCAAGCCUCAUUACAACAACUACUACUGUAUCUAUGAGGAUAUUGGGAAGCCAAAGUGCAGAGGAAUACCCCAUGAUAGACGGAGGGAUUGUUUAUCUACUGCUACUGGAGACUGGACACAGCAGCAUCUGUUUAGGACUUACAUGUCUCUCGCGUCCACUGAAAUAGCAGCAUGGGCUUUGUGAUCUUUUGUUUAUUUUGUAUUUCUGUGUGUGACUUCAGCCAUUUUCUCUGAAGUGGAGGCGACUGCCAUUUCACUGAAUCCAGUGUUCAAUGUUCAAAUGAAAAGCACAGUUAGGUUAUAUGAGAAGAGAAGCAAUGCAUGGAUCUUUUUAUUUUUUAUUUUUGUAGUGUCCUUAAAUUUAUAAUUUUGAAAUGAUCCUGAGAUGUUAGUCAUGAGUGAGCUAUUUCCCUACAAGAUAUAGCAACAUGUUUCUCUCAUACAUAUAAUUGUAUACUCACCAUCCAUUCAACAUUAUAUGAUUAUAUUAAUUCUAUCAAGGGAGUGUUACCCAUGACAGCACAAUGAUUAUGUUUUCUGAAUUGAUUAAGUUUAUUAAUGACAGUACUUUAUCCUUUAAUUCAUAAGCACAAUAUUUUUGUAUUUCCAUGACCUCACUGUUUAAAAAAAACAUCUAGCAUGUGCACAACGUAAUUAAGUCCUUAAACCACCUGUAAUAAUAAAUUAAAAUAAACUGUACAUGUCAGUUUUCAAGGUUGUAAAUAUAAACUAUAGUUGGGUGAAAUGAAAUGAAAAAAAAAAUGCUUAUGAGUGCUGGUAUAUAAUUUCUUGUAAGGAUGAAAGAAAAUGCAUGCAUGCAAACAUUUAAUUAGCAUUAAACUAUGGUGAUGUGGAAAUGGUCAACAAAGACUUAUUUCCGUUUUUGGUUCCUAAAUCUGUGUAAUGUUUUGCCUACAUUAAUUUCACUUAGGACAUGGUACAUGGAUCAUCCUUAUGGGUACUAUGUGCUGCACAAUGGCUGGUUAUUAUGGAGCCAAGGGAACAGCAUUUAAUUAUCCUGGCAAACUUGUGGACAAAGUUGUGUUUGACAUACAAAGUGUCAGAAUUGUCUGGAUGACUGAUACAGCAGAAUAUAAAGAUAUCAUAUUACUAAGUAUGCAUAGUUAAACUGGAAUACAUUUAGUUUAACAUACGAUUACUUUAUAGUUACUUUAAAACAGACACUUUUUUUGGUCAACAUAAACCAAUCAAGUCCUGUGGCAGAUCAAUCUUCUCAUGUAAAUCAUAUGCCAUUAAAGUUAGCUAGAUUUCAAGUAGGCCUACAGCUUACAAAUCACAAAUAUCAUACUAAGUUUAAGAAGAUUUGUCAUAUCAGGACAUGUUUUACUCAAUAUGGUCAUAUGGAAAAAAAGAAUUUCAUUUUUUUAUUACUUGAAUUUGUACAUAUCUUCAGAUUAUUCGAUUGAGGUUGGGGUGGUAACUGCUAUUUUCUUUUUGUACUGUAAGGAACUCAGGUGUUUUAAUGUGAACUGAGAACAUUCUCCUGAUAUAAUUUUCACAUUCAUAGGAUUGUUGUACUUUAAAAAUAAACCCUCUCUUGGAUGAGUCUGAGAUUUGGGCAUAGAGGCAUUGCUAUGUCUGGUACCAUGCAUGAUAGAAUAAAUGUUUUAAUGAAA